GAUAUGAAGAAAAUAAAAUUAACAUAUUAACUUGUAUUAUCUUUUAUUUUAUUUGAUCACUUCCAGCCUGAACUGGAGCCGCUUCAUCGUUCUCACAGAACCGCGUGGGGAGUGAAUGCUCCAACUCAAGAUAAUUUGUGGCGCUUCUCUACUUCUUGGAAACCCUUGCUUUUAGUUAUUGAUUGCUGGCCUAUCCAUAAGGAAGGAACUGAGGAAGAAUAAAACAAUUUUAUUCAGUUUGUUUUGCUUGAGGAUAAGUGAACUGUAUGGAAGGCUCAUUGAAUUUUUUGUUGAACCAAAGUUGUUUAAAACCCUUUGGUUUCACUCCGCGACUUGGUUGUACUUUCCCAGUUAUUACAAAAACUGGGCAUUUAAAUCAAAAGCUCAAGUCAUGUACCUUGAUGACUAAUUGCUCACAUUUGGGUAGUGAGACUUACAUUAGUUCUAGAGGAGCUAGACUUGCCGCGUUGGAUGGUGAUGGUGAAGGAGAGGAGUCCGGUAUGGACUGGGAAUCGGAGUUUGUGGGGGAGCUGGAUCCGUUUGGUUACCGAGCGCCCAAGAAAAGGGCGAAGGAACAGAGGUCGGAGUUGCUUAAAGAGACUGAAGAAAUGGAUUGGUGUGUGAGGGCAAGAAAGAUGGCGAUGAAAUCAAUUGAAGCGAGGGGCAUGGCUUAUGCAAUCGAAGAUUUGGUCACUGUUAAAAAGAAAAAGAAGAAGGCUAAGAAGAAGCUGGAAAGCAAGAAGAAAAUAGUUAAGAAAGACAAGGAAACAGAAGAUGAUCUUGACUAUAAUUCAGAUGAAGAUUUCAUGCUGUCAGAGGCUAUGCAACCUGUGAAUGAUGUUGGUGAUUUGAAAACCAAAGUGAGUAUGAUGGCCAAUGGAAUGUUUGCCGAAAAGAGGGAGAAAACAAUGGAAGAAUUCGUCAAUAAGCUGUCUCAAUUCUCUGGUCCGUCUGAUCAUAGAAAAGAAUUCAACUUGAACAAAUCAAUUGUAGAAGCACAGACUGCAGAGGAUGUCCUGGAGGUUACUUAUGAAACAAUUUCUGCAGUCAUGAAAGGCCUAAGCCCUUCACCCCUCUCCCCUUUGAAUAUCGCUACUUCUCUUCAUCGCAUUGCUAAAAACAUGGAGAAAGUUUCUAUGCUGCAAACUCGAAGACUAGCUUUUGCUCGACAAAGAGAAAUGUCUAUGCUUGUGGGAAUCGCAAUGACAGCCUUACCUGAAUGUUCUGGUCAAGGAAUCUCUAACAUAUCUUGGGCACUGUCCAAAAUUGGAGGUGAAUUGCUUUAUCAUUCAGAAAUGGAUCGAGUUGCAGAGGUUGCACUCACCAAGGUUGAGGAGUUCAACUCUCAAAACAUUGCCAAUAUUGCUGGUGCUUUUGCUGCAAUGCAGCACUCUGCUCCGGAACUUUUCUCAGUGUUGUCAAAAAGGGCUUCAAACAUAAUUCACACCUUCAAAGAGCAAGAACUUGCACAGCUUUUGUGGGCUUUUGCAUCUCUAUUUGAGCCUGCUGACCCUAUAUUUGAUUCUUUAGACGAAGUCUUCAAAGAUCAUUGCCAAUUGAGAGGUUUCACAGGUGAAAAAACAUCAAAUGAUUAUGAACAAAACCGUGCUGAUAGAAGCAGGGACUCAAAUGGAUCUCCUGGUUCGUCUGUACUCACUUUAAGUAGGGAUCAGCUCGCGACUAUAGCUUGGUCCUAUGCUGUGUUCGGACAAUUGAAUAGGAGUUUCUUCUCUUAUGUUUGGAAAACUCUUAGCCAUUAUGAGGAGCAAAAGCUUUCAGAGCUGUAUAGGGAGGAUAUGAUGUUUGCUUCUCAGGUUCAUCUUGUAAACCAGUGCUUGAAGCUUGAAUUCCCACAUCUUCAGUUGUCAUUAUGUGGUGAGCUUGAGGAUAAGGUUUCCCUUGCAGGAAAAACUAAAAGAUUUAAUCAGAAGAUAACUUCAUCGUUUCAAAAAGAGGUUGGACGCCUUCUUGUUAGCACUGGCCUCGAAUGGGUCAAAGAAUAUGUAGUGGAUGGGUACACUUUGGAUGCUGUGAUAGUUGAUAAGAAGCUUGCUCUGGAGAUUGAUGGUCCAACUCAUUUCUCUAGAAAUACUGGUGUUCCUUUAGGACAUACCAUGCUAAAACGCCGAUAUAUUACUGCUGCUGGUUGGGACGUCAUAUCAGUAUCCCAUCAAGAGUGGGAGGAGCUUCAAGGAGAAUUUGAACAAGUGGAGUACCUUAAGAACAUUCUCAAAAGCCACAUAGAUAAAGGUUAUGGCAACACUAUAUUGACCGAGUAAAGUGAUAAUCCGGUGCUAUUUGUGAGGCAUAUGGAAGUAUGUAUGUUUAAGGUGUCAUGCUCUGUUAGGUACCAGAAAAUAUGAAGGAAACUGGAACUGAAAUUGUAUUGACUAUACUGAAUUUCUGGUAUGAAACCCAGAAAUUGUGUUAGAGAAUACAAGAACAAAGGAAAAUAAACAGAGCAAUUCGAGAGUGCUCUUCUCUCCCAAUCCUAAGCCCAAAAACAAGCCUACCUCAUUCUCUCACCAUAACUAACAUAUAUUCCUCUCACUCCCUAGUGGUCCCCCCCCUAGCUGUACUACUCACCAAUACUAAUAAUAACACCUCAUCAGGUGGUUAUUUAGGAAUCCUAACAUUCUAGAAGGCCUUGUCAUUUGACAGAAUGCCAGUGGACUUGGGCUUCCUAUUGUAGACUUUGCCAAACCUGGGCCUGGCCAUAGCAGGUGCAACAUCUCUCCCCCCUUGAAGAUUCACCUUGUCCUCAAGGUGAUGGUCUGGAAAUUGUGCUAUCAAUCUGUCCAAUUCUUCCCAGGAAUCUUCAAAAGCUGGCAGAUUCUUCCAUCUCACUAGAACUUCUGUGGUUCCAAGGUCAUUCUGUCUGGCAUCCAAGAUGGUUUCAGGUUCUACUUGAAGCUCCCACCCUUCAUUUAGAUCUUUGGGCAAUGGUUGGCUGACGAUCCCCUCCUUCACUACUUUUUUGAGCAAAGAAAUGUGGAAUACUGGAUGAACUUGGCUGUCCUCUGGUAAUUGAAGCUUGUAAGCAGCAGCAUUGAUCUUCUCUAUUAUAGGAUAAGGACCAUAGUAUCUAGGGCUCAACUUUUGAUUCUUCCUCCUGGCCAAACUCUUGAGUUUGUAGGGUUGAAUCUUGAGAUACACAAGAUCCCCUACCUCAAAUUGAAUGUCUCUUCUAUGUUUAUUUGCUUGCUGUCUCAUUCUGUUUUGAGCCUUCUCCAAAUUUUCCUUGAGUUCAUCUAGCAUAAGGUUCCUUUCAGCAGUAAGCUUCUCCACUUCCUCUACUGAAAUGACAGAAUCAGUUCCCCUGAUGAUAGCAGGAGGGUCUCUCCCAUAUAAGGCCUUGAAGGGAGUGGUUUUGAUGGCAGAAUGAUAGUUGGUAUUAUACCAAAAUUCUGCCCAAGACAACCAUCUUGGCCAUUGCUUAGGUCUUGUUCCUGUCACACACCUGAGAUAGGUUUCAACACACCUAUUUACUACCUCGGUCUGCCCAUCUGUUUGAGGAUGGUAGGCAGAGCUAAAUUUCAGUUUGGUUCCAGCCAAUCUAAAGAGUUCAGUCCAGAAAGUGCUAAGAAAAACUCUGUCUCUGUCAGAAACUAUGGUAUUGGGAAACCCAUGUAGCUUUACUACCUCCUUUAUGAAUAUUUCAGCCACUUCCUUAGCAUUAUAGGGGUGUGAGAGAGCUAUGAAAUGGGCAUAUUUGGUGAACCUGUCAACCACCACAAAGAUGGUGUCCUUCCCCAUUGCCUUAGGAAGGCCCCCUAUGAAAUCCAUAGAAAUAUCAGACCACACUUGUGAUGGUAUAGGAAGAGGUAGUAACAAACCUGCUGGAUUCAAUGCUUCAUAUUUGUUUCUCUGGCAAACCUCACAAUCUUGCACAAAUUUCUGAAUGUCCAUCUUCAUCCCUUCCCAGUAAAAUAGAGCUGAGAUUCUCUUAUAAGUUCUAAAGACCCCUGCAUGGCCUCCAAGAGCAGACUCAUGGUAUUCUUUGAGUAUGGUGAGAACCUUGCUGGACUCCUUUGGUAACACUAUUCUGUCCUUAUAAAAUAGUCUUCCCUUCCUUAAUUGAUACCCUGCUAGAGAUUGCCCUUGUGUCAAUAGCUCUUGCAUGAUUUUUUUACAUUUUUCAUCAGCCAAUAACUCUUCUUCUAAGUCAUUCCAGCCUUCACACUGAAUAGAUGAGAUGGCAGAAAAUUGCAUUUUUCUGGACAAGGCAUCUGCUGCUUUGUUUUCUACUCCAGGUUUGUACCUGAUUUCAAAAUCAUAACCCAUCAAUUUGGAAACCCAUUUUUGCUGAUCUUCACCCAUCAAUCUCUGGUCAGCUAAGAACUUUAAGCUCUUUUGAUCUGUGUGGAUUAGGAACUUGCUACCAAGUAAAUAAUGCCUCCAUUUCUGGAUUGCGAAAACCACAGCCAUUAAUUCUCUUUCAUAUACUGAUUUUGCCUGAGCUCUGUCAGAUAAAGUCUUGCUCAUGAAUGCAAUUGGUCUCCCUUCUUGCAUCAAAACAGCUCCAAGCCCCUUUCCUGAUGCAUCAGUCUCAAGCACAAAUUCCUUGCUGAAAUCUGGUGCUGCCAACACAGGAACAGUAGUCAUUACCUCCUUUAAUUUGGCAAAAGCUAGACUGGCUUCCUCAUUCCAUUCAAAGUUGUUUUUCUUGAGGAGAUGGUUUAGAGGUUGAGCUAACUUGCUGUAAUUCCUCACAAACCUUCUAUAAUACCCUGUCAAACCCAAGAAACCCCUUAACCCUUUCACUUCUUUGGGUUGAGGCCAAUUCAGCAUGUCAUUGAUUUUAGAGGGAUCAGCAGCUACUCCUUGCUUGGAGAUUACAUGGCCUAAAUAGACCAAUUCUGGUUGGCCAAAUGAACAUUUCUUUUUAUUAGCUACUAAGUGAUUUUCCUGCAAGCUUUGGAGCACCAACCUCAAAUGUUCCAUGUGCAAUUCUAAACUCUUGCUAUAGAUUAGUAUAUCAUCAAAAAAAACCAAAACAAACUUCCUUAAAUGAGGUUUCAAAACCUGAUUCAUGAGGGCCUGAAAGGUUGAAGGAGCAUUAGAUAACCCAAAAGGCAUUACUAGAUAUUCAUAAUGUCCUUCAUGAGUUCUAAAAGCUGCUUUAUGAAUAUCCUCCUCUUUCAUCCUUAUUUGAUGAUAACCAGAUUUUAAGUCCAAUUUAGAAAAGAUAACAGCAGAACCUAUCUCAUCUAAUAAUUCAUCGAUUAUAGGUAUAGGGAACUUAUCUGGUAUAGUAACCUUGUUCAAGGCUCUAUAGUCAACACAGAAACGCCACCCUCCAUCUUUUUUCUUCACUAGAAUUGCAGGGCUACUGAAUGGACUAAUGUUGGGCCUUAUAAUCCCAUUCUUGAGCAUGUCCUGCACUUUAGUUUCUAUCUCAUUUUUCUGGUAGAAUGGAUACCUAUAGGGCCUUAUGUUUGGUGCUGCUGCUCCUUGCUGCAGUAUAAUAGCAUGAUCAGUAGGCCUCUUAGGAGGCAGCCCAUGAGGUUCUUGAAACACCACAGGGAAUUUUUCAAUAACGGUUCUCAAUUCAGCAGGGACCUCAGCUACUGCUAUGUUGAUACCUUCUACAAACUCAUGAGAAAGGCAGAAAUCCAGGUCUUUGUUCUUCCUUGUGCUCUUUAUGUUUUUGCAAGCUUCCUGAAUUUUAUUACCCUGCGGUUCUCCAUGUAACACAAACUGCUUGCCCUGAAGGUUCCACUUAAUAAUAAGUUCUUUGAAGUUGGCCUCAAUGUCCCCAAGGCUGGCUAACCAAUCCAUUCCCAGGACUAAAUCAGUGCCCCCAAGCCCAAGGAUAAAGAAAUGUUGAGUGAUAGGGAUUCCUUGCACUACCAGUGACAAAUUCUUGCACACUCCUGAAUUUCUCUCUCUGGCCCCAUUUCCAACUUCCACCACAUAUUCAGUGGUUGCUACAACAGCCAAGUCUAGUUCAUUCACAAUAUUUUGGGAGAUAAAAUUGCUGGUUGCUCCACAAUCUACCAGAAUCCAGAUUUCCCUUGUUCCAAGUCUUCCUCUAACUUUGAAAGACCUGUUAGAUGUUAAGCCCUCUUUACUAUUAAGAGACAAUUGCAGUAUUUUUCCCUCCAAAACAAACUCACCAUCUUCAGCUUCUUCAAAUAUGUCUUCCUCUUCUUCCUCUUCAUCUCCCUCAAUGAGAAUGAAUUGGAAAUGUUUCUUAGCACACACAUGUUCUCUUCCCCACUUCUCACCACAUUUAAAACACAAUCUUCUUCUACUUCUCUCUUGCAACUCAUUUUGAGAGAGUCUUUGUCCCCCUUGCCACUUCUUCUCAGGGUUCUUAGUUUCAUUCCCUCCAUCGUCCUGGGUCUCUUUUGGUUUGGUUUCCUGUCCAGUAUUGUUCUUCCCCUGAUGACUGGAAUUAUAACUUAUGUGCUUUCCCCCAUAACUUGAAGAUUUGCUUCCAAACCCACCCUUAUCCUUCCACCCACGUUUGUCCUCAUCCUUUCCUUUUUCUCCUCUGAGAGCAGAAUUUUUUUCCUCAAUCAACAAGGCCCUAUCCAUCAAUCCUGCAAGAUCAGCAGCAGGGUACAAUUUCAUUUCAGCUUUGAUUUCCUCCUGCAAUCCAUUAAGGAACACUCCUUUCAGGAUCUCCCUAUCAGCACCUCUCAUGGGUGCUGCUGCCUCUUCAAAGCUUUCCCUGUAGGCCAUGACACUCCCUUUUUGCUUAAUGCUAAGCAAAGGGCCAAAAGGGUUCUGAACCAAGGUGGGUUGAAAUCUCCUUAUCAAGGCUUGCUUGAAAGGUUCCCAGGUUCUCUCCACAGCUUGCUCUUCCCACCAUUGAAACCAUCCCAGUGCUUUCCCUUCCAUGGCAAUCAUCACCAUCUCCAACCUCUCCUCCUCCCCUACACGACUGAGUUGGAAGAACCGUUCAACACGAUUAAUCCACCCAUAAGCAUCGCUUCCAUCAAACAUGGGGAUGUCGACCCUUCUUCCAGUCACAGCACGCAAAUGGACGCGAUGGGGGUGAUCGAAUCGCUCCCUGCUGUGGUCUGAGGUACGCGACCCGGUUCGUGACCCGGUUCGCGACCCGGAGUGCGAAGACGAAGCGUCGCGAUCUCGCUCUCUGUCUCGCGAUGGUCGCCGGUUUCUGGGUGUGUUCGAUCUUCCUCGCGUGCGCCUCCGUUCCCGAUUCAUGAUGAGUCGCCGGAGCUCCUCAAAUUGCUCCGUGGCCAUCUCCUUCAUCGUGGUAACAGAUCGCUCAAGGUCAUCAACUCUGGACUCCAUUGCAGCUCGCGUAACCACCAUAAAAGCUCCCUCAGGAUCGGGAGCUCUGAUACCAAUGUUAGGUACCAGAAAAUAUGAAGGAAACUGGAACUGAAAUUGUAUUGAUUAUACUGAAUUUCUGGUAUGAAACCCAGAAAUUGUGUUAGAGAAUACAAGAAACAAAGGAAAAUAAACAGAGCAAUUCGAGAGUGCUCUUCUCUCCCAAUCCUAAGCCCAAAAACAAGCCUACCUCAUUCUCUCACCAUAACUAACAUAUAUUCCUCUCACUCCCUAGUGGUCCCCCCUAGCUGUACUACUCACCAAUACUAAUAAUAACACCUCAUCAGGUGGUUAUUUAGGAAUCCUAACAUUCUAGAAGGCCUUGUCAUUUGACAGAAUGCCAGUGGACUUGGGCUUCCUAUUGUAGACUUUGCCAAACCUGGGCCUGGCCAUAGCAGGUGCAACAUGCUCCCUUGAGAAAUUUUAGUUUAGGGGUUGUAUAUUUGUUAGAAAUGUUAUACCUAAAGCAUAUAAAAUGCUCUCUCUGUUUGUCGUUUCUUUUGUUAAUUUACAUGUAAUUUUGGCCACCAAGAGUUAGCUAAUUUCUGUAGAAAAGGAAUGGGUGAGAAAGCAAUGGAGAUAAUUAGUAUCUAUAUCAUUUUCUGUAGCAAAGUAUUCUCACUAGCAUAGUAAUUAUUGAGCUUUUAAUCUCAAAUUCUCAAUGCCCUUCCCAAAAAAUUAUUCUCUACACAAAGUGUUCGAUAAUCGAACCUUAAAGUGAAUGCUUAAGGAGUUCUGCUAUUUAUCAACUGUGUUGAACCUUGUUAUUGCAAUGCGAUAUUUUUAAUUGUUAAUAUCACGUGACAAGGUUAUCGUAUAAUAAUUUUAUUUAAUUAAGUCAACAAAUUAAUCUCUACUGCACACAAGAAGUCAAGCUGCUAUGUUUCCAAACAACUAGUGUAGUUGACUUAGUCAGGAACUAUUUUUCUCUCUAUUUGAUAUUUUCUUUCCUCCCAACUGGAUAGAAACUUCCUCGUGGAUUCCACCGUCAGGCGUCAAGUAUAACAGCCGCAGUCUUUUUUCUUAAUAUUAUCCUCCAACGUGUGGAACCAGCCGUCAAAUUAACACUUUCCUUGCUCCGUCCAGCAAUGACUUUCCGGACCACUUGCCAUGUUUUCCAGCUGCUCAAUUUCCAAACACCAAAAGAAUCAAUUUACAGCAAGUUAAUAGAAGCAACCUCUUUCCUUCUCUCUUGUUUCUCUCAUGUUUCUUUCAGGUUUCUCAAAACACCAUAUAUUUAUAACCCAAUCCCCCUUAUCCUCUUCCAUUCAACCAACACACGUCCACAUAUCUAGUCUACACCCUUUGAAAUUGCAAGUUUCCCGCAUCUUUAAAGAAUUUAGAAACAUGUCAAGAACUAUAGAGAUUACAAUUUUGUCAGCAGAAGAUCUCCAAGUGAAUAGAAAGCACAUUAAAGGUAAGGCAUUUGUGGAGGUUCAAUCCGAUGCAAGCAGCGAAGUUGGGACAACCAAAGUAGAUUCAAACAAUGGGAGUUACCCUUCAUGGAAUGAGAAAAUUGUCAUGGAUGUGCCAUUGCAUUCAAGGUUCAUAACAAUUGAUGUGAGAUGCAGGACAUCAUCUACAGCGAGUAACAGCAUUGGAAUGGCUAGAAUACCGGUUUGUGAAUUUGUAGGAGGGUAUGUGCCUGAGAAUCAAUUACAAUUCUUGAGCUAUAGGUUGUGGGAUAGUAAGGUUAGGAGAAAUGGGGUUAUAAAUAUUUCAGUGAGAGUUAAAGUGUCACAUCACUCCUGUUCCGGUUCGAUACCGUUGUCGGCGACCGGAGUGCCGGUGGCCGGUAAUGGCACCACUGGAGUUGUAACGGGGAUUCCUGCUGUGUGGUUAAACUACCAAAGGAAUCUUUGAAGGGCUUUGUCUUGUUGUGUGCUAAAAAAGAAAGUAUGCACUUCCUUUCUAUUAUUGGAAAAUUUUCCAUUAAUGAUAUGUUCAAUUAAGUACAA
Lotus japonicus is the source of this 9263-nucleotide messenger RNA. Its product is annotated as RAP domain-containing protein, chloroplastic. The record is from RefSeq and is a predicted model, not a curated record. The transcript is spliced from 4 exons. The coding region runs from base 267 to 2279 and encodes 670 amino acids. Gene Ontology annotation, biological process: regulation of mitochondrial mRNA stability; mitochondrial RNA processing; chloroplast rRNA processing. Gene Ontology annotation, molecular function: RNA binding. Gene Ontology annotation, cellular component: ribonucleoprotein granule; chloroplast; mitochondrial matrix. NCBI's taxonomy places the organism in Eukaryota, Viridiplantae, Streptophyta, Magnoliopsida, Fabales, Fabaceae.